UGACGGAAAACGGCGCACACUGUCGCAAGGUGUCACUUGUGUCGGGUCAAUUUCUUAUUCGUCGCCUCCAUCGUGUUGAAUUUGCAAGGAAGAGGUCUGCUAGCGAUCUCGGUUUGACAAUCGCUACCGGUCCAACAUACAUYGUCCGAGCGUGUCACGAAACAGGAGGGAUUCUGGUGUUCAAAGUGGACACCAUUUUACGAUAGUCAAUGUAUCUGACUUCAAGGAUAGUCUGAUCCAAAUCGGCUAAUAACAGUGCCAUUCACGUUGUGGAUGGGUGUGCGAUAGCAAACUAACGUUACUGUAUAACUCCAAAAGAGGGGCAGAGCCUCAUCUAUGAAGAUGGACAUUGCAGACGAAGGGGAUAUAUGUCGCGUGUGUCGUUCAGAGGGGACCCCAGACAAACCGUUGUACCACCCCUGUGUCUGCACUGGCAGCAUCAAGUUCAUCCACCAGGAAUGUUUGGUCCAGUGGRUGAAGCACAGCAGGAAGGAGUACUGUGAAUUAUGCAAGCACAGAUUUGCUUUCACACCAAUCUACUCCCCAGACAUGCCCCCCCGGCUGCCCAUCCAGGACAUCUGUGCUGGCCUGCUGACCAGUGUGGGCACGGCCAUACGAUACUGGUUUCACUACACACUGGUGGCCUUCGCAUGGCUGGGGGUGGUCCCCCUCACUGCAUGUCGAAUCUACAAGUGUCUGUUUACCGGCUCUGUGACCUCGCUCCUGACGCUGCCUUUGGACAUGCUCUCCACAGAUAACCUGCUGGCAGACUGUCUGCAGGGCUGUUUCGUGGUGACGUGUACACUGUGUGCGUUCAUCAGUCUGGUGUGGCUCAGGGAGCAGAUAGUCCAUGGAGGUCCUCCCCUGUGGCUGGAGCACCACCAGCAGCCCCAGCCCAAUGCAGCCGGACAACAGCCCAACGAGGCUGCCGGUCAAGGAGCAGCUGAUGAACCCCCUGCCCCUGCCAACCCCCCAGCUCACGAGGCAGAGCCAGAGCCCCCGGACGGCCCCCCAGAACAGGGGGAGGAGCCAGAACUAGACAACGAGGAAGAGGAGGGGGCGGCUGCCGAAGAUGUGGAUGCCAACAACGGGGCUCAGGAUGAUAUGAACUGGAAUGCUCUAGAAUGGGACAGAGCAGCAGAGGAGCUCACGUGGGAGAGGAUGCUUGGACUCGAUGGCUCCUUGGUGUUCUUAGAGCAUGUGUURUGGGUUGUGUCUCUGAACACUCUCUUCAUCCUGGUCUUCGCGUUCUGUCCAUACCACAUUGGCCACUUCUCUGUCAUGGGCCUUGGCUUUGAGGAAUAUGUCCAAGCCUCCCAAUUCGAGGGRCUGAUCACAACCAUCGUAGGGUACAUCCUGCUGGCCAUGACGCUCAUCCUCUGUCACGGGUUCGCUGCUCUGGUCAGGUUCCAGCGGUCCCGCCGUCUACUAGGGGUCUGCUACAUCGUUGUCAAGGUCUCACUGCUUGUUGUCGUGGAGAUAGGAGUUUUCCCCCUCAUCUGUGGCUGGUGGCUCGACAUCUGCUCUUUAGAGAUGUUCGAUGCGUCUCUGAAGGACAGAGAGCUGAGUUUUAAGUCUGCUCCAGGCACCACCAUGUUCCUGCACUGGCUGGUGGGAAUGGUCUACGUCUUCUAUUUCGCAUCCUUCAUCCUCCUACUGAGAGAGGUGCUGAGGCCUGGGGUCCUGUGGUUUCUGAGAAACUUGAACGAUCCAGACUUCAACCCCAGUCCAGGAGAUGAUCCACCUACCUAUCUACAGACACCUCGCAGGUUCAUCCUGUCUGUGGUGGUGUUUGGCUCUAUCGUUCUCCUGAUGUUGUGGCUGCCCAUCAGGAUGAUCAAGCUCCUCCUCCCUGCCUUCCUGCCCUACAACGUCAUGCUUUACAG
Salvelinus sp. IW2-2015 is the source of this 1886-nucleotide messenger RNA. Its product is annotated as E3 ubiquitin-protein ligase MARCHF6. Gene Ontology annotation, molecular function: zinc ion binding. NCBI's taxonomy places the organism in Eukaryota, Metazoa, Chordata, Actinopteri, Salmoniformes, Salmonidae. Gene Ontology annotation, cellular component: endoplasmic reticulum membrane. The record is from RefSeq and is a predicted model, not a curated record.